Molecule: messenger RNA, 2058 nt
Organism: Camellia sinensis
Lineage: Eukaryota; Viridiplantae; Streptophyta; Magnoliopsida; Ericales; Theaceae
Source: RefSeq, a predicted model, not a curated record
AUGAAUUCUGAAAAAUGGGUCUUCAAUAUUUUAUUCCUGGUGUAUCUUUUCUUCGGACUUUGCAAUUCCACCAGUGACACCAUAACUCCGAAUCAACCCAUCAAAGAUGGUGAGCUUUUAGUGUCCAAUGGUAAGACCUUCGCACUUGGGUUUUUCAGUCCUGGAAAUGGAACAUCCAAUCGCAGGUAUGUUGGAAUAUGGUACUACAAAAUCUCUGAACAAACCGUAGUUUGGGUUGCCAAUCAAGACAACCCAAUCAAUGGUGAGUCCGGAGUAAUAUCCAUCAACCAAGAUGGAAACCUUGUCAUCUACGACGACGACAAUACCCAUAAUGUUACUUGGGAUACAAAUAUUUCAACAGCAGCUGCAACAAACAGUUAUUAUUCAGCUCGACUCUUGGAUUCGGGGAAUUUGGUGGUUAGUAAUAGUAGCAAUAGUACUAUUUUUGUAUGGCAAAGUUUUGAUUAUCCUAGGCACGUGCUGCUGCCCAACAUGAAGUUGGGGUUGGACCGGAUAACCGGUGUGAACCGGUUCUUGACAUCAUGGAAGUCGAGAGAUGACCCUGGCAAAGGAGAAUACUCCUUUAUGAUGGAGGACCCGGGUGGGUCGCCCCAAUUGGUAUUGUACAAGGGCUUGUUUCGAUUUUGGGAAACUGCACCAUGGAUGUGGAACAAACGGACCGGUAAUUUCACAAUUUCCAGUUUCAUUGACAAUCGCAAGGAAGUAUAUCUAUCAUACGUUCAGAUCAAUGCCUCGAUUUUGUCCAUAUUUCUUGUGGACGAACUUGGGAACAUAAAAAUGAACACGUGGCUCGAGGGUAAGGGUAAAUGGGUGGAGUCUUACUCGGGCCUAGACGAGCGAUGUGACAGUUAUGGGCGGUGUGGCGGGUUUGGUUAUUGUAACGAGAACAAAGGGCAGGCGGAGUUCGAGUGCACGUGCCUUCCAGGGUACGAGCCCAAGUUACCAAAUGAAUGGUAUUAUUCACGUGAUGCUUCAGGCGGGUGUGUGAAAAAGCGCGCGGCACUUGGCAUGUGUGGGAACGGAGAAGGGUUCGUGAAGAUGGAAAGAGCAAAAAUUCCGCCAACGUCUAAGGGAGAUGAAGAGAUGAAUUUGAGCCUGGAAGAGUGUGAAGCCAAGUGCUUGAGAAAUUGUUCUUGCACGGCUUACACUAUUGCAAGUGAUGGGGGCAACUAUUGCAAGACUUGGUAUGGGACUUUGAUGAAUGCAAGAACAGCCCAUAGUGCUAGAUAUUCUCUCUAUGUACGUGUUGAUGCCGAUGAGUUAUUAGCUCAACAUUUGAAGAAGAAAUCUAAAAGUCUUCAUGGAAUGAAGAUGAUCAUUGUGGUGACAUCUGUUGUGGUGAUGGCAGCCCUGAUUAUCUCCUUAGUUUGUUGGUUGGUAAUGAAGAAGGCAAGAAGAGUUGCUGGAUUCGACAUUCAUGCCAAUGAUGAAGAAAAUCUAGAAUUACCCAUCUUUGAUAUGAUCACUAUUGUUGGGGCAACCAACAACUUUUCUGAUACAAAUAAAAUUGGUGAAGGUGGUUUCGGGCCUGUUUACAAGGGACAACUAUCAAUGGGAAAAGACAUAGCUGUCAAGCGCCUCUCAACGAGCUCCAAACAAGGUGUGGAUGAAUUCCAAAAUGAGGUUAUUUUGAUUGCUAAACUUCAACACCGGAAUCUUGUAAGGCUUUUGGGAUGUUGCAUCCAUGGAGAAGAAAGAAUGUUAGUUUACGAGUACAUGCCCAAUGGAAGCUUGGAUUCCUUCAUUUUUGGUUUGCCCUCUAAACUUUCUUAUGGACAACUAUCAAUGGGAAAAGACAUAGCUGUCAAGCGCCUCUCAACGAGCUCCAAACAAGGUGUGGAUGAAUUCCAAAAUGAGGUUAUUUUGAUUGCUAAACUUCAACACCGGAAUCUUGUAAGGCUUUUGGGAUGUUGCAUCCAUGGAGAAGAAAGAAUGUUAGUUUACGAGUACUUGCCCAAUGGAAGCCUGGAUUCCUUCAUUUUUGGCAUGGCAACUUUGGCUGAAGAAAGCGCUUAUGAGUUAUUGGAAUGCCACUAA